This is a messenger RNA of Vespa velutina, 2967 nucleotides long. It is a transcript of the gene Epp, whose product is annotated as protein UBASH3A homolog. The record is from RefSeq and is a predicted model, not a curated record. The transcript has 4 exons. NCBI's taxonomy places the organism in Eukaryota, Metazoa, Arthropoda, Insecta, Hymenoptera, Vespidae. Gene Ontology annotation, molecular function: protein binding. The coding region runs from base 707 to 2554 and encodes 615 amino acids.
UUCGACGUAUAAUCUUAUUGGAUAUUCCGUUCGAUUUUAGUAAGAAUGGAAUUUAUUCUAUCUGAUACUAUUCGGAGAACGAAACAGAUUUUGGUUCCAUCGGAAUUGACCAAUAGAUAAUCUUCGUUCUUACUUGACGAAUAUAUCUACGAAGAUUAUGAAAUUUUUUGUAGGAUAUAUUUCUUUCUAAUAUCCUUUUAAUUUGUCUUAUAUGUGAAAUAAUUCAAACAUAUAAUUACACGGGUAUUAAGCGAAUACAAUUGUUUACGAUAACUUAUCUUCUUACCGUAAUCUUUCGUUUAUCUUAACAGUGAGAUAACACUGUUUUAUCUAUAAUUUCUUUCUAUGCAAACGAUAAAAAAAAAAAAAAAGAAAAAAAGAAAACAAUCUCAUCAGGAAAAUAUAAAAAUAGUUAUAUCAUUUAUUAGAUAAAGUAUUCAUCUAAAGUGCCGCUAUUAAAUUCUUUGUGGUAUUAAAAAAAAAAAAGAAAAAAAAAAAAAAAGAAAAGAAAAAGAAAAAACGUUAUAUCAAAGAUAUACUCUAAUUCGAAUUCAAAUUUAUCCAAUUUAUCGAUUUAAAAAAGGGAGAUGGACGAUUUCAAUCGUAUUUCAUAUAAAAAUUCAACGGUACAUUCUUCCAUCGUAGUAAGAUUUCUCGUUCAUGAUCAAGCUACAGCUUGGUGGCGACUCUUAAGUAACGUACCGUCAUGGCGACAUUACCGCCACGAAAAAAUCCAACCGCGACGAAAAUUUCGAAGCAACAGUUGACUCCUUUACAAACACUUUUACAACUUGGAUUUCCGAAACAUCGAGCGGAAAAAGCAUUAGCUGCUACUGGACAUCGUGGUGUUCAGCUUGCAUCUGACUGGUUACUUGCCCAUGUCAGAGAUCCGACUCUAGAUUUUAUUACACACAGACAAUAUGUCUUAUAUGCUUGUCCUACAGGAGCAUUGGCAGAACGUCUUUUAACAUUUUGGGCAGAAAGCAAAGAAUUAGGUUGGAAUGGGGCACAUAACUUUAUACCACAUAUUACACUUGUAUCUUUUUUUCAAGCAUCAGAUGAAUUAACUCCAGAACUUGUAAGUUCUCUUGAAAAUAUCAUCGACUUAGAUGAGCUUUGCGAUCGUAUUGAUUUGGAAACAUAUGUUUCGCCCAACUUUAUGGGACUUUUCGUCAAAGAUGCAGACACUAAAUGGCUUACAAAAAUUUCUACCAAUUAUGUUGAUAAAUUAACAAGUUUAGGUAUUACUGCCAAACCUCAAGUAAAAUCAUUGCAUCUCACAUUGGCUUAUCAAUUUCCUAGCAACUUAUUUCAACCUCUCCGUUUGAUGGUUGAAAAGUUGGGACCAACUACACCGGACAAUUGGGAACUUAGAUUAUACUCUAGAGAUACUAGGUUACAAAAUUCUCAUGUUCAUAAAGUUAUACACGCGUAUACAUCUAAAGAACAUGAUGACUUAGAAUUAAGAGUAGGAGAUUACGUUUAUAUACCAGAAGGAACAUGUAAUGCUUCUACCGAUGGAUGGGUCGAAGGUACUUCCUGGUUAACAGGAACUUCAGGUCAUUUACCUUUAAAUCAUACAAAACGAACAGCUGAAUCAGAUUCAUGGACACUGCAUACUACUAUACAAAUUAAUAAUAAGAAAAGUGAAACCGUGGAAGAAGAGGCAAUGCCAAAAACAAGAAAACAACAACCAUCAUUGUUAUCUACUGAAGAUUCUGUAGAUACACCAGAUGGAAUAGAAAUAAAUAAAGAAUCAAUAGAGGAGGCCUCUUCAUCACCUAUAGUUUCUGCAAGACAGAUCUUCAUAUGUCGUCAUGGAGAGAGAGUAGAUUUUACAUUUGGUGCAUGGAUCCCAUAUUGCUUUGAAGAAAAUGGUUGUUAUGUACGUAGAGACCUAAAUAUGCCAAAGGAGAUACCACUAAGGAAUAUACGAGACUUUCAAAACGAUAGUCCUUUAACGACAGUUGGAGAAGUACAAGCAGGAUUGGUUGGCGAAGCAAUGAAAUCAUCUAACAUAAAAAUAGAUGUUGCUUUUACUUCACCAUCUCUCAGAUGUGUUCAAACGCUUGCUCAUAUUUUAAAAGGUUUAGAUUUAGAUAUACCCAUGAAAAUAGAACCAGGUUUAAUAGAAUGGUUAGCAUGGUAUCCAAACGGUAUACCUGUCUGGAUGACUUCUGAAGAAUUAAUUAAUGCAGGUUUUAAUGUGGAUAAAAAUUAUAGCGAAAUAAUUCAAGCAAAGGAUCUUCCAUUAAAAGAAAAUGCAGCACAGUAUUAUGAAAGAAGCUAUGAUUUAAUUAAACGGAUAAUUGAAAGUACGGUAGGUAACAUUCUCAUAGUAGCUCAUGCUGCUUCUUUAGCAGCUUGUACUAAACAACUGACUGGUGGUCAGAUACCACCAGCAGCAGAAGUAACGAAAUUAGUUCAACGAGUACCAUACUUGGCAUGUUUAGCCGCUCGCGAAGAAUUGAAUGGGUGGCAACUUCACCCACCUCCUUUUCCUCCUAUCACGCAUACUAGUAAUAGUAGAUUUGACUGGAAGGUCUUAAUGUAAAAAAUAUAAAAAAUAUUGAACAAUUGAAUUAACCUUCGAAACAUAAUAGAAUCGCAAUCAUAAAAGACUGUCAUAAUACAAUGAAUUUUAUAUAAGAGAAUAGUUGAUAUUGAAAUUAUCGAGAUCAAGAACAGACAUAAGCAGUCUUGCUUCAAAACAUAUAAUACAAAACAUAUGAUAUUUUCUUGUUUAGUAAUUAAGAACAUUGAAAAAUAAUGAAUAUGAAAUAUUGGCAGUUCGUUCUGCCCUUCCAAGACAAAAAUAAUAAUUGUAAUAUGUAGGAUAGAUUAUGUAGGAAUUUACUUAUGUUGUACCUGCAUUUCGAUUUAUCGUAAGUUCGAAAUAAGAAUAACUUAUUUACUAGUUUUAAAUGUGAACCAUUGAAUAAUUAAAUAUCAGUUCUUCAAUUUAAA